Molecule: messenger RNA, 2739 nt
Organism: Fusarium proliferatum ET1
Lineage: Eukaryota; Fungi; Ascomycota; Sordariomycetes; Hypocreales; Nectriaceae
Exons: 5
Coding region: 1-2739 (912 amino acids)
Source: RefSeq, a predicted model, not a curated record
AUGUCCUCGCCUAUACCGCCCGCUGCCGACGUGGCACCCAGGACCAGGCCUGAAAAAAGCCAGCAAACCACAGAUGCAAAGCCCCGAUCCUUGCGUGAGCGCCUUAAACACAAGGGAAAACAUUACUUGAACAAAGCCCCGGGUUUGCUCCCCUCUUACGCCAAAGUACGGCCUUCAUCUCGGUUAAUGUCUAAUACCCUCAAAGAGAAGAUGGCGGUUCUUUGGAAGGAUGGAGAUUCCUCGCCGACAACGGACAAUGAGCUGGAUACGCCAAAGGACAAAAGCCCUCCCGACUCGAAUAUACACAACGUAGUACAAGGGAGGCCGACCGGGUUACAGCAACAUCCUUUAGAUCAAACAGUCUCGUUCUCAGCAAAGGAUGGGGAGGGCGCUGCAUCCAAAACCGAGAGCCAUCGCCGAUGGAUCAAGGGUUACUCGGGAGUGAGAAGGAAACAAGUUACCUCAGCGCCUAAUCUACCUCUACAGUCGGUUGAGCUUACGGGGGUCGGUAGCCAAUACGAAGUUACCAACAGGCCAGCAUCUGCAUUGAUCUUGGGCCCGCGCAACACAGAACAGGAUGAUGUUAUACGCCGGCGCAGCCUGAGCCAACCAGUGACUUCAACCCGCGAUACAGGCAUCCCUGAGUAUGGUCAAAACUUGUCUUUUGCUACGUACAACCCAUCCGAACUCGACCUUUUGCGGAGGCUUUCUGAGGACACAUUACAAGCCUCGACGUCUGCCCGAGACUCCACCUUUAGCUUUAGCUUUACCCGACCUUCCUCUAUAAUUUCAGCUGCUAGCACAUACGACUCGUCCAUUGGCAGAGCCAGUUCCACGCCUUCCCGCCGACGAUCUCUUUUCAGAAAGACACUUUCAUCUUCUUCAUCUCUCAAUGUAUACCGAGAAUCGCUUCGUAACCAUCGAGAUCAUGACAAGACUCCCGUGCCACCUAUCCCAUACCUCGAUCCGCAAACCAAAGAGAGACUCUCAGCAUCAGCAAAUAUUCCAGUAUACCAACAACUUAUCGCUGCCUCAGGGCCCGCCGAGUCGAUCCCUUCACUUGAACCAGCCAAGGACAGCUCGUUGACUGUGUCUGAUCAGGUGGCUUUGGCUGGUUGGGUUGCACAGCAGCGUCGGUUGAACAAAGGCUUACUACUCUCUUCACCAUUCAAUACACCAAAAGUACAGUCGCCGCUUGCUGGUGCACAGCUUCAAGUUCAGGAGAAUGCUGAUGAAGAGUUGAGUACCAUUGAAGAACGACUCUCAGACGCAGGACCUCCGAGUGAGUCGAUGCGUAGACUGAGUAUGGACGAUCACGUCGAUAGAGGACCCCUCUCUACCCCAAGGAGUCAUCCAGCCAAGAUUACGAUAUCAUCUACAGGAACGAGAACCGAUACCACACUGGAUGCUGGUUCUACUGCUCACUCUAGCAAGGAUGGUACUGAGCAUGGGUUGACUCCGGAUACAUGUGUGACUGAAACUGAUACAAGCGAAACCGACGAGUCCAUGUCUGAUGUCUCACGGCAAACAGAUGAAUCUUUCGAAGAAGCAUUUCUCGCUUCAUCUUUGGACCCAGCCCUCCUAGCCUCUGUCACCGCCCUGAAAGAUACGGUUACCGCAAUGGUUGCCCAUGGGGUUCUUGACUGGGUGACAACUUGUUCGCCAGGACUCAAUCAGAAUUCAGCGACUUCCGGCUCCACACAAUCCACUGGUCAAAAUGGGUCACCAGCUGAAGGUCACGGUAAUAGCAAGAAAAGGGGAAUCAACGAUAGAGAGAGUGAAGGUGAUGAUACCAAUGCUGGCGGCAGAGGAAACGGAGACGAUCAUGAAAAACGUCGCAAGACAGAAAGCCCGCCAUCGGGGCCAGUUCCAAAUCUUGCCUGCCCAUUUGUUAAAGAAUAUCCCGGAGAGCAAUGGCCUCGGUGCCAAAAAGGGUGGCCAAGCGUCCAUCGGAUAAAGGAGCAUAUUUAUAGAUCUCACAAAGCACCAAUUUAUUGUAAGAGAUGUUUUGGAAUAGUCAAGACGGAGAAAGAACUUGAUGCCCAUCUCCGCCAGGACCCGGCUUGUGAAGUCGUCAGUCCAUCUAGAGAAAUGCCAGGUAUCGAUAACGAGACUAAAGAGCGUCUCAAAUCAAGACGGGGCAUCCAGAACUUCUCCGAAGAGGAAAAGUGGAAGCAUAUGUACAAGGUUCUAUUUCCGAAAACCGAAGAUAUACCAUCACCGUAUUGUGAUCUCCAAAUUCUCGAGGCGCCCAUGACUGCAGAAAUGCGAGCUCAAUAUCGCAGCUUUCUCCGAAGGGAGGUUCCCGCCCGUGUGAUCCGAGACAUAAACGCCAACGUGCGAAAUAUACCAGGGUUUCAGUUUAGCUCUGAUUUAUCUGAGCGCUCCCUGUUCGAGACGGUGUCUUCUGCAGUCUGGAAUGCCUUUGACGAAGUCUUGCCGCGCUUGUUACCCUCGACCGAGCACGGGGAUCUCCCAGCAAGAGCAGCCCCAGGCACCGAGAUUUUGGCUGAUUCUCAAUAUCAGACAUUGUCUGCUACCUCUUUGGCGUUUCAGAAUGAGCCAGACCUUUUUAGUUCACAUCGUGAGCUUCCUGUUAUCGAAACGGAGGAAGCACAAGACUCUCAUGAUAUAAGUACAGAGGAGCCAAUUGCUAGCUGGGGACUGUUAGCCCCUGGAAACGAUGUAGUUAGAGAUCUGAACUUUGAUGAACUUGGAGAAUUUUGGGCAUGGUCUUGA